Molecule: messenger RNA, 2203 nt
Organism: Bombus terrestris (buff-tailed bumblebee)
Lineage: Eukaryota; Metazoa; Arthropoda; Insecta; Hymenoptera; Apidae
Product: palmitoyltransferase ZDHHC3
Exons: 7
Coding region: 615-1478 (287 amino acids)
Biological process (GO): peptidyl-L-cysteine S-palmitoylation; protein targeting to membrane
Cellular component (GO): endoplasmic reticulum; Golgi apparatus
Molecular function (GO): protein-cysteine S-palmitoyltransferase activity
Source: RefSeq, a predicted model, not a curated record
CAGUCGCGUGUAAGAAUGCGGUAGACAACGUUCGAACCGGUAAUAUCUAGUAUUAUUUACAUUCAUUUUUUAUUUCUUUUUAACAUUCGUUAUUGUCAAUUGUAUAAGACAAUGGAUUUAGGUUUCGAUUAUUUCCCUUAAAAACAUCUGUUCGUUCGAAUGUCAGGUGCGUGGUGCGUUCGUAAUGCUGUUCAAUGGCGAAUAAUCGGUGACGUUUAGAAAUCAAGUUAUCAUAAUCUACACGUGAUAACAUGUUCAAGUUCCGUUUUCAGUUCAUUUACUUUGCACUGCGUUUAAAUCGGUGUAAACAUACGACAGUUGGAUACUUGAGAGAACUUUUAUAUUAAUAACAUAAUUAUUUAGUAACGAAUCUACUACUUAGACUAAUUAAGAAAAAGCUGAGGACGAAAAAAUCAAUUUUGUUACUUCAUAUUCAUCGUAAACACGUUAAAUGUAUCAUAAUGAAAAAAAAUUGAAAUAAAAGUUGAUGCAAAUCAUCCGAUUCUGGUGAAUCUGUAAGAAGAAAUCUGUGAAUACUAGUUAUGAGCAAAGAACCAUGGUUGAAAUUUCUUCGUGUGAUUAACAGUGAAAAAUUUAGUAAAUAGCAAUAAAUCAUGGAUUAUGACUAUAUGUCUUUUCAUAGAGAAAAGGAUGUUCACAAUAAAUGUUAUGGUGGAAGAUUGUGGUGUAUAAAAGAUAUAUGUGGAAUUAUAUGUGCAAUUUUAACCUGGUUGUUAAUAAUUUAUGCAGAGUUUGUAGUAAUGGCAGUUAUCCUUAUUCCCACAAUAAAUACUUUAUACUCUAGUUUAAACACUGCAAUAUUUCAGUCAUUAACUUUCUUGGCUUUUGCAUCUCAUUUAAGGACAAUGUUCACAGAUCCAGGUGCUGUUCUGAAAGGAAAUGCUACCAAGGAAAUGAUUGAACAAAUGGGAUUUAGGGAUGGACAAGUCAUAUUUAAGUGUCCUAAAUGUUGUUCUAUUAAGCCUGAUAGAGCACAUCAUUGUUCUGUGUGCCAAAGAUGUAUUAGAAAAAUGGACCAUCAUUGUCCAUGGGUUAAUAAUUGUGUUGGGGAAAAUAAUCAAAAGUAUUUUGUUCUUUUUACUUUCUAUAUAGCAGCAAUGUCAUUGCAUUCUUUAUUGCUAUGUAUACAACAAUUUACUACAUGCAUAAGACAAGAGUGGAAAGAAUGUUCUACAUUUAAUCCACCUGCAACAGUGGUACUAUUACUUUGCUUGGCAUUUGAAGCCCUAUUAUUUGCCAUUUUCACGGCUGUAAUGUUAGGGACACAAUUACAAGCAAUUUGGAAUGAUGAAACUGGUAUUGAGCAACUUAAAAAAGAAGAAGCCAGGUGGGUUCGUAAUAGUAGAUGGAAAUCCAUUCAAGCUGUCUUUGGAAGAUUUUCGAUUGCUUGGUUCUCACCCUUUACUUCUCCUCCAAAAGGAAAGACAAAGCAAGAUUCUUAUUUAUAUUCCGUAUAACAUGCAUCCCAGGGAUAUUUAAUAUUUGUAAAUGUAAAAUAAUUGUGAUGCAUCAUGAAUUCAUGUACCAGCAAAGGAAAUGUCUAUAAUCUUGUACUGUUAUUUAACAUUUUAUUAUUUCAUUGCGACGAUUUGUGAGAGAUACUUAAACAAAACGAACAUCCAACAUAUAUAUUAUAAUUAAAAUUUGUAAACUUGUAAGCAUAUGAUAAGAUAUGCUUCUUGUAAAGCUUCUUGUAUUAAAACAUUUUAUUAUUGAUCGUAAUAGCGACAGCGCCAAGUUACUUUUUAUCCAUCAAUAUCUACGCAUAAUACUGGGACUUGUUUAUCGUACUAGCAUAAUUUAUAUCGUGAAAGUUAAUAUAUAUAAAACUAUGUGCGAUUGUGUAUUAUAUGUGACGAGUAAUAUGCGGAACAUGACAUUAAGUUUAUCAUAUCAUGAGUUUUAAGCGAUUCGAAGAGUUAAUGGAUCGACGUUUUGCACUGUUUUAGAGAAUAUAUAUUGCACAUUGUGAUAGUAACGUACUACUUACAUUUAUCAAUAAUUUAUAUGAUAUGAUAUGUAACAAAAAAGAAAAGGUUCUAUAAGAUAAAUCUUAUUUUUUUCGAUUAUAAGCAUAUUAUAGUUUAAUUACAUUUUCUUAUUCUUCGAUACUGUAUUUCUACGACGAUACCUGAUUUUUUUGUACAGUUUGUACAAAUACAAUUUCUUACGUCUACCAACA